AACUGGGAACUCAAACUGUAGGCGCACUUCAAACCGAUUGGUUGAAUACUGCUAGGAAACGGAUUAAAUUUCGAGCUGCACAAGUGGAUAAGGAUUACCGAACCAUGCUCACCUGGACCCUCUGGUGUGGAUCUCUGUUCCUGCUGUGCCUCUACUUUCUGUGGAGCCGGCGCAGGUUUUACCUGCUCACGCGCAAGCUCCCGGGGCCACUUGGAUAUCCCCUUCUGGGCAUGGCCCACAUGCUGAUGAACAAAGAAGAUAUCCUCAAUGGUUUCGGACGCCUUCAGGACGAGUACGGUUCGAUAAUAUUCUCGUGGCUCGGGCCAAUUCCCUUCUUGCUUGUCAGUGAUCCCCAGGUGGUGCAGGAGAUCUUCACAUCGCCCCACUGCGUCAACAAGGGUAUUAUUUAUAAGGCUGUGGACGAUGGCGUGGGCAUUGGACUGUUCAGCAUGCAUGAUCCCCGUUGGAGCCUCCAUCGAAAGCUAUUGAAUCCCGCCUUUGGUCACAAGGUUUUACUUAGCUUUCUGCCCAUCUUCAAUCGAGAAACAGCUCUUCUGCUGGAUGAACUGAAAACAUUGCAGGACGAUGGAGAGAAGGAUCUUGUUCCAGUGCUGCAGAGCUUCACUCUGGGCAUAGCAACCCAAACUACCAUGGGCAGUGACGUUAAGAGCCAGGAGAACUUAAUGAGCAAAUCCCUGCUGGACCAAUACCAAUGUAUUUUGGAAAACAUGACAGACAUGUGCUUUUCGCCAUGGCUAAACAGUCGAUUUGUUCGCCAGCUGCUUGGGAGGGAAUCCCACUACUUUCAGGCCAAGAAGGAAGUUCGCCAGUUUACCAAGAAGCUCAUUGAAAAACAUUUAUCCGAAAACCAAAAAGAAACAAUCGAUAAGAAUAUAUUUCUUAGCCUGGCCGCGGAUUGCCUGAGACGUGGAGUGUUCAACUUGAAAAAUGUCGAGGAUGAGUCGAAUAGCAUUGUCUUUGGAGCUUUUGAGACCACUUCAAAUGCCUUAUACUAUGCAUUGAUGUUGCUAGCCAUGUUUCCCAAUUGUCAGGAGAGGGCAUUCGAGGAGAUAAAAAUCCUGUUUCCCAACACCGGAGACUUUGAGGUGACCUAUGCUGACACCCAGCAGAUGGUGUACCUGGAUAUGAUACUCAACGAAUCAAUGAGAGUUAUACCCCCAGUUCCAGUUGUAUCGCGACAAACGUCGCAGGACCUAAAACUAUCCAACGGGGUAGUGAUCCCUCGGGGAGUUCAGAUCGCCAUAGACAUUUACCACAUACACCGGAGCAAAGAAAUCUGGGGCCCAGAAGCAGAAACCUUCAAUCCGGAUCAUUUCUUACCCCACAAUAUUCAAGAAAAACACCCUUACGCCUUCAUACCCUUCACGAAGGGUAUCCGAAAUUGCAUAGGCUGGAGAUAUGCCUUGAUAUCGACUAAAGUUACACUGGCCAAAUUAUUGCGGAAUUAUAGGUUUAAGACGAGCUUUCCUUUUGAAGAUCUUUGUUUUGUUGAAGACAUAGCUAUAAAGCUUAAAACUGUGCCACUGUUGGAGCUCCAGAAGAGAAUUUAGAUAUUUGUUAAACAAAACGGUUAAAACGGUAAAAAAAAAUCAACCUCGAUCGGGGUCAAAAAGUAUGUGUGCCAUUCUGAUACCACAUUCAACUAUGUACUAUACUCGUAUAAGAAUUAAAGUUAAAUGUUUGAAGGCAACUUAAAAAAAAAUAGAGUUACAGAAUUUACAAAAAAAAAAAAAUAAAUUGAUUGUGGAUGAGGCUUAA
Drosophila elegans is the source of this 1779-nucleotide messenger RNA. RefSeq names its product probable cytochrome P450 313a4. The record is from RefSeq and is a predicted model, not a curated record. Gene Ontology annotation, molecular function: monooxygenase activity; oxidoreductase activity, acting on paired donors, with incorporation or reduction of molecular oxygen; iron ion binding. The transcript has 7 exons. Bases 105 to 1571 code for a protein of 488 amino acids. NCBI's taxonomy places the organism in Eukaryota, Metazoa, Arthropoda, Insecta, Diptera, Drosophilidae.